AUGGCGCAGUCAAAGCUUCAUAUAGCAAUGUUCCCAUGGUUUGCCUAUGGCCAUAUGACACCAUAUCUCCAUCUCUCUAACGAGCUUGCUCAAAGGGGUCAUAAAAUCUCAUUCUUAUUGCCUAAAAAGGCUCAAACUCAGUUUCAAAAUGCCAAUCUCCAUCCCGAACUUAUCACCUUUUAUGCAAUUUCUGUUCCUCAAGUUGAAGGCCUUCCUCCCGGAGCGGAGACAGCCACUGACAUACCCCUUUCUCUGGUCAAUCGCCUGGCCGCUGCCAUGGACCUUACACGCGAUGAAGUUAAUCAAAAGCUUCAUGAAUUGAAGCCGGAUUUCGUUUUCUAUGAUAUCACGCAUUGGAUGCCUGAAUUAGCUUUAGAAAUAGGAUUCAAAACUGUGUGUUACAAUGUUGUGGGUGCAGCAUCUAUCGCGAUAGCUCUUGUCCCUGCACGGAAAAGUACGAAAGACGGAUCUGUAUCCGAUGAAGAACUGAUGGAACUUCCAGCCGGGUACCCAGCUUCUUCAACGGUGGCGUUACGCAAACACGAGGCUCGUUCAUUGUCGUUUAUUUGUAUGGAAUUUGGAGAUGGGAUAACAUUCUACGAGCGUAUCACGACGGCCAUGAGAAACUGCGAUGCAAUCUCUAUUAGAACGUGCAGUGAGUUAGAAGGCCCCUUCUGUGAUUAUAUAGGAAACCAAUAUGGGAAGCCAAUGCUUCUAACAGGGCCUGUCUUGCCUGAGCCAACAAAAGCACCUUUGGAGCACCAGUGGGCUGAAUUUCUCCACAAAUUUGCGCCAGGCACAGUGGUAUUUUGUGCAUUUGGAAGCCAAUUGAUCCUUGAAAAGCAGCAGUUCCAAGAACUAAUUUUAGGGUUCGAACUCACGGGCCUGCCAUUCUUAAUAGCCCUGAAACCUCCCGUUGGCUGCACAACAAUCGAAGAGGCGUUUCCCGAGGGAUUCGAGGAGAGAAUUCAAGGCAGAGGAAUAGUACACGGCGGAAUGGUUCAACAGCCACUGAUAUUGAACCACCCAUCAGUAGGCUGUUUUGUGAGCCACUGUGGAUUUGGAUCAAUGUGGGAGUCUCUGAUGAGUGGGUGCCAAAUAGUGCUUGUACCACAUUUAGUUGAUCAGAUAUUGAACACCAGAUUGUUGGCAGAAGAACUGAAAGUUGCUGUGGAAGUUGAGAGAGAUGAAAAUGGCUGGUUUACGAAAGAGGAUUUGUGCAAGAAUAUCAAGUCUGUAAUGGACAAAGACAGUAAAAUAGGUUGCCAGGUUAAGGAAAACCAUGCAAAGUGGAAAGAAACCUUAGCAGAUCCUAGUUUUAUGAAAAACUAUAUAGAAACUUUUAUUAGUAGUUUGCAUGAAAUUAUGGAGGAAUCGAAAUAA
Molecule: messenger RNA, 1383 nt
Organism: Fraxinus pennsylvanica
Lineage: Eukaryota; Viridiplantae; Streptophyta; Magnoliopsida; Lamiales; Oleaceae
Source: the annotation of a GenBank genome assembly